Erythranthe guttata (spotted monkey flower) is the source of this 855-nucleotide messenger RNA. Lineage: Eukaryota; Viridiplantae; Streptophyta; Magnoliopsida; Lamiales; Phrymaceae. The record is from RefSeq and is a predicted model, not a curated record.
AUGGCAUCACCUUCAAAUGAGGUCGCUAAAACUAUAGUAUUGAUCGGAAAAAUAGGUAAUGGGAAAAGCGCAACAGGGAAUAGUAUUCUUCGAAGAAAGGCAUUCAAGUCAAUGUCCAGCCCUACUCGUGUUACCAACACUUGUGAGAUGCAUACAACAACUUUACUGGAAAAUGGGCAGAAUCUUGCUGUGGUUGAUACCCCAGGAUUGUUUGACUGUUCGGCUGAACCUCAAUUUAUCGGAAAGGAAAUUGCUAAGUGCAUCAAUUUGGCAAAGGAUGGUGUACAUGCUAUUCUUCUCGUUGCAUCAAUUAAAACACGCAUUUCUAAAGAAGAAGAAGAAGCUGGUGUUUUGAUGUUGCAGGCAUUUUUUGGCCCCAAAAUUAUUGACUAUAUGGUUGUACUUUUCACCGGUGGUGAUUAUCUUGAAGAUGAUGAGACUCUUGAUGAUUAUUUUGGUCGCAAUUGCCCCCAACACUAUAAGGAAACUCUCAGAAUGUGUGGGAACCGGCAUGUUCUCUUUAAUAACAAAACAAGAGACGAACCUCAGAAAUCUAAACAAGGGAAGCAACUUCUUGCCUUAGUACAUGCAGUUGUAAAUAAAAAUGGUGGAGAACCGUAUAUGAGUCCGCAAUUUGUUGAAUUGAAGGUUGAUUUAAAGCUGAAGGAGAGCUCUGAUAAGCUCGCACAGCAAAUAGCAGAGUUAAAGCUCAAGGAGAGCUUUGAUAAGCUUGCACAACAAAUAGCAGAGCAGGAAAAUGGUCGACUCAAGGAAGAAAUUAUGACACUCUCUGCUCAAAGACUGCUCAUCGGAAGGAAAAUGAGAAUCAGAGGCAGCAGCGACAUCAAACAGUAG